AUUCAUAUUUCACAGAUGACAUGAGCAUGUUAUUAAAGCAAAACUUCAAAAGGCAUUUUAUCCAGUUUACAAACGCUAGAUUAUAUACAACAGACCCACGCAGCUCAUUAAUUAUAUUACAGGAGCAAAUAGCCUGAAUUUAGGCGAUCUACCAAAUACUAGAACCUCUUAGUAGAGGUAAGAAGAAACGCCAUGUAUCCUCUUAAUUGCGUAGACGGGUACAGGAUACCAGUUCGCGAGGAGGUCUACGUUCUCGACAUCAUCCCCCUCGCAGCAGGUCCGGCGACUAUCUCCUCGGACCAGAAGCUAUCCUUAUUUAAUCCCACAAGUCUAAAAGCAGGGCCCCAGCUCAAUCUUCUCACGCGACACGGCAACAUCACCUGUGCCAAGGCAUAUGACGCAGGGAGCGCUAUAGUGUGUACGGCGGGCGAGGAUGGCAGCGUAUCGAUGUGGGAUCUAAGGCAGGAUGCGCGACAGGCUGAGGUGGCGAGACUAACAGAUAAUCAAGUCUCCGUGUUGUCUUUAGCAUGCUCAAGUGCUGGCUUCUCAGUCGCGGCUGGAACCGAACUGCAAGACCACCAAGCAUCUAUAUUAGUAUGGGACGUCCGCUCAACUCCCAUCCCGAAGCUUCACUAUAAGGAAGUCCACAGCGAUGAUGUGACAGAGCUGAAUUUCCAUCCUAACGACCACAAUAUUCUCCUAUCAGGAUCAACCGAUGGCCUUGUAAAUAUCUGUGAUACAAGAAUCACUGAUGAGGAUGAAGUCGUAAUCCAGACCUUCAACCACGACGCCUCCAUCCACCACGCAGGGUUCCUAAACGAUACUGAAGUAUACGCAUUGUCCCAUGAUGAAAAGCUAGCACUUUAUGAUGUUGCCGAAAACCACGAAAAUGGAGCAGCAACGACAGAUUUUGGGGAUAUGCGAGAGGUCCUUGGCUGCCAGUAUAUUGCCAACGUCACUGCGAAAUCGAAUGGGGCCGGGGCCGUGAUUGGCGCUGGUGCACACGACCAACAAGCAUUCCAAUUGAUCCACUUGACAAAAGGCCAAGGAUGGAAUCUAGAUCGAGAUAGCAGUGUCAGCUUACCUGGAGCCCAUUCUUCGGAGAUUGUUCGUAGUUUCUGCUUCUACGACGAGGCGCAGACGGUCUUUAGCGCUGGCGAGGAUGGAUUUAUCAAAGCAUGGAAGCCGAACGCAUAAUCCAAUAAUUUUGUCCAUCCCUUUCAAGAGUAUUUGUCGUGCUUGUUCUUGGACUUCAGAUCCAGUAGCUGCUCGUAGUAAUCGCCCUCCCUUCUCGCUUUCUUUAGAUUUCUA
Messenger RNA from Daldinia decipiens, 1311 nucleotides. Its product is annotated as WD40 repeat-like protein. Gene Ontology annotation, molecular function: protein binding. The record is from RefSeq and is a predicted model, not a curated record. NCBI's taxonomy places the organism in Eukaryota, Fungi, Ascomycota, Sordariomycetes, Xylariales, Hypoxylaceae. Bases 193 to 1197 code for a protein of 334 amino acids. The transcript has 5 exons.